This is a messenger RNA of Habropoda laboriosa, 592 nucleotides long. It is a transcript of the gene D1, whose product is annotated as high mobility group protein I. The transcript is spliced from 3 exons. NCBI's taxonomy places the organism in Eukaryota, Metazoa, Arthropoda, Insecta, Hymenoptera, Apidae. The coding region runs from base 236 to 592 and encodes 118 amino acids. The record is from RefSeq and is a predicted model, not a curated record. Gene Ontology annotation, molecular function: DNA binding.
UGAAGUUGUUGCGUUGCAGCUCCCUUUAUCAAGCAUAGCUGCGAGUCGACAACGUUCACGAUAGUAUUAAAAGGACGCUAAGCAAAAAAUAUUGAAUUGCUCACGUUUUAUAGUGAAAUUAUCACAAAUAUCAUUGAAGAGCAUAGUCUGGCAUUACAGUGCGACGCGCGCGCCGGCUGAACGAUUGCCUUUGUCUCCAAUACACAAGAAAUUUGAGUGGUAUAAAAUAUUAAUAAUGUCAGACGAUAAUUCACCUGUUGUUGAAGAACAAAAGAAAAAGCGGGGUAGACCAUCAAAAACAGAUAAAAAUGCUGUGAAAGAAUCUAAAAAAAGAGGUAGAUCUUCUGUAGAUAAAAAUAAUGCAGUACGUUCUGCAAAAUCUGAUACUGAAGAUGAUGCAUCGCCUGUACCAGUCAAAAAAGGCAGAGGAAGGCCAAAAGGUUCUCAUAAAAAAAAGCAAGGUUCACCUAAAGGAACUCCUUCAGGACGAGGUCGUGGUAGACCUAAAAAGAAAGAAGAGAAACCAGAAAGUACUGGUGAAGAAGAAGAAGACGAUCAAGAGGAGGAAGAAGAGGAAGAGGAUGAGAAUUGA